GUUGUGGCACUGAAUGCACCCUCUCCAGUCUUCCCGCCUCCCUCCGGAAAACCCUUGGUGACCUGUCACAGCUCGGAGAGUCCGCGGCGCAGCCCCUAUGCACUGCUAUGGACUGAUGAGUAGACUUGCGGGUAGGCUAUGGGCGCCAGCCGUGUGGGGCGGCCGAGCGACCGGCAAGGCGUCCUGCCAACUGCUGUCGCCGCGCGAGAGCGCUUUUGUCUCUAGCACUCGGGCGGCUGGCCUGCGCGGGCGGAAGCAUGCCCCCUCCCGAGAGGCGCGGCAGACCGCAGUCAGCGCCGCUGCCGAGGGCGCGGCUGAAGCGGGUGCGGUGCCCGCGGCUCCGCCCGUGAAGGCAACGCGCGCCCGGCGGGCAGCCUCCAAACCCCGCGUCAGCGACGACACCGGUAGCGCCGCCGCCGCCGCGGCGGCUGCCACUGCCUCAGACUCCACCCCAACACCGGUGGCGCCAUCCCGCCCGCGGCGGACACGGAUCAAACCGGCCGCUCCCAGCGAGGAAGGCAGCGGCGGCGGAGCCGCCACCACUACCCCCACCGCAGCCAAGCCCACACGCGCUCGCAGGAACUCGGCUUCCAAGAAGGCGACAGCGGAUGCGUUGCCGCCCAGCCCCAGCCUUCAGGAGCAGCCGCAGGCGGCGCCGGUGACUCGUCCCAACGGCCAGUCGGGCGUGCUGUUGGUGGUUGACGGCAACUACCUGGCCAACCGCGCGUACUACGGGUACGGCAACGGCCAGCGGUUGGCCACAAGCAAGGGCGUGCCAACCUCCAUCACCUACAGCGUUGUGCGGACGCUGCGCGCGGCCAUUCGUUCGGUGCGGCCCACAGCCCUGGCGGUGGUGUUUGACCACCGCGGACCCACCUUCCGAGCAGCGCUGUCCGUGCUCGACCCCUCCAGCCGCACACGGGCAGGAGACGCCGCCGCACGGCUGGUGCAGCAGGGCCGCCUAGACUGGACGGACCUGGCCAACCGGCUGCUUGCGGCGGAGCCCCUACGUGCCGACCUGAGGGCGGUGGGCGCCGCACAGGAUGCCGCCAGCCCCCGCGCCUACCUGCACCCCACCGCAGCCACCUUCCUGCCACCAGCCGGAGACCCAGCCGCCACCACCUCCGGAAACCCAGCCGCCGAACCGCCACUGGACGCUGCGGCGGCCGGCGCCGCCAGCAGUCGUGCGGCGGGCGGUUGGAACGCCGAGUACGGCGCCACAUCGCCCGCCACUGCGGAGGAUGGCGGCGAUGUCGUACGCAUGCUGGCGGCGGCGCUGGGUCCGGAGCUGGCGGCGGAGUGUGGGCUGACGGAGGCGGUGGCGGCGCUGGAGGCGGCGGCGGCGGGCGGCGGGCGGGCGGUGCUGCCGCCUCAGGCAUACAAGGCGGGGCGUACGCCCAAGGAUGAGGAGUUCUAUGUUGACUUCCGGAACCUGCAGCGGCUGCUGGGCCUGAUGGCGAUACCGCCCCUGUCGCGGCCCUGGCUCGAGGCGGACGACCUGGCCGGGCUCCUGGUGCAGCAGGCGGUAUCGGAGGGCCUGGGCGUGCGCAUCCUCACCGGCGACCGCGACCUCUUCCAGCUGGUCGACGACGCCCACGAUGUAGCGUUGCUGUACCCGCGCCGUGGCGCCGCGUCAGCAGCAGCGUCAGCAGCGGCGCCUGCGGCGCGGGGCGUGGCGGGGCCGGGCGCGGGCGCGGCGGCGGCGCGGCGCUGGGAUGACUUCCCCUUUGACGAGCUGCGCGAGCGGGAGGUGGUGGGUGCGUUGGGCGUGCGGCCGGGCCUGGUGGCGGACUACAAGGCACUGACGGGCGACGACUCGGACCGCCUGCCGGGCGUGACCGGCAUCGGUCCCAAGGGCGCGGUGCAGCUGCUGACGGAGCACGGCGACCUGGAGGGCGUGUGGCGGGCGGCGCUGGAGGGCGCGGCGGGAGGCAUUGCGCCCAAGCGGCGGGCGGCGCUGCAGGCGGACUGGCCGGCGGCGCAGUACACGCUGACCAUGGCGCGUGUGCUGGGCUCGCCCGGCGCCCCCUCCGGCCUGCCCCCGCGGGAGGUGCUGCCGGACCGGCUGCUGCAGCGGCUGGCGCUGAGGGGCUACGAGGAGGCGGGCGCGGUGGCGGCGGCCAUGGCAGAGCUGGAGAUGUGGACCCUGGCGCGGGAGGCCGGGCCGGGAGGAGAGCUGUGGCGCGACUUUGGCGGCGGCGGGCCGGCGGCGGCGGGUGUGGACACGGGCGCAGGCGUGGGAGCUGCGCAGGGCGCGGCGUGAGCGCUGCAGUGUUGCAGAGUGUGUGUGAAGGAUGUACCGAGGAAUGCUGGCGCUGGUGUUGGUGUUGGUGUUGGUGUUGGAAUGCAGGGAGGCCAGGAGCAGAGGGUGCAUGGCACGGCCACGUCUGCAUUCGGGCAGGGCUGCCUGGACGACGUGUUGGCUGACUGCUGUCGUCGUCAUGGCCGACCAGCUUUCAGGCUGGACAUGUUGACUUGGUUGCGUUGCUGCGUCGUACGUUGGGGCAUACAC
This is a messenger RNA of Chlamydomonas reinhardtii, 2512 nucleotides long. RefSeq lists its product as uncharacterized. Gene Ontology annotation, biological process: DNA replication, Okazaki fragment processing. The coding region runs from base 116 to 2263 and encodes 715 amino acids. Gene Ontology annotation, molecular function: 5'-flap endonuclease activity; DNA binding. Lineage: Eukaryota; Viridiplantae; Chlorophyta; Chlorophyceae; Chlamydomonadales; Chlamydomonadaceae. The record is from RefSeq and is a predicted model, not a curated record. The transcript has 7 exons.